Messenger RNA from Morchella sextelata, 804 nucleotides. RefSeq lists its product as uncharacterized. Lineage: Eukaryota; Fungi; Ascomycota; Pezizomycetes; Pezizales; Morchellaceae. The coding region runs from base 1 to 804 and encodes 267 amino acids. The record is from RefSeq and is a predicted model, not a curated record. The transcript has 3 exons.
AUGGCUGCUAAUCGCGCACUUGGACGCGAUAUCCACAUCUACGAUGCUAACGACCCAAUUACUGUUCUCGGAGGCUUCAUUCGCAGCAACGAUAUCACAAAUGCGAACUUGUACGCGAUGCUAGAGGUCUUCUUGUUUUUUGACGGCAACUAUCAUCUACAGCGUGAGAAUGGUACGGAUGUUCAAAGAGAUGAACAGGCUCUGCAAGCUGGUAAUUACUAUAUUAUCACUACAGGCUCUAUUUCUAUUAGCAAUGAAAUUCCUUUGCUUCGUACGAUCUCAGUGAAUAGCGGAACUCAUGUUGCAGUGUUUCGUGAUGCUGUCCGUGAACGAGACCGACGAUGUGUUAUUUCAGGACGCAGAGCACAUAGAGCUCAGUGGGGUGACUAUCGGGGUUUUCAAGCUGCUCACAUCUUUCCUUUGGCAUAUGAAGGGUACCGGGUGGAACAGAACCACGGCCGCUGGAUCACUGUUCAGCCGGAAAACGCUCUGUCGAUUAAUCCUGAUGACAACUACAUGAUUGCCAGCUUUGACGGUGAUGGACUUGGUGUGGCAGGAAGGCAUCUCGAUCAGCAACUUCUUGAGGAUCCGUGUCGCCCAGCUGAUCAACUUUUGCAUUGGCAUUUCAGGCAGGCAGUGUUGACAAAUAUGAAGGGAGCUGAAGAGCCUAUUUUCGAGCACGACUUUCCACCUGGUUCGGACAUGAUGGGAGAGAUCAUGGAGGGCCCGAAGGCUGCGGAGAGGAUGGAGUUCGAGCUGUUAAGUCGAUUGGCAGCACACCGAUUUUGUAUGACUUUAUUGUGA